Messenger RNA from Gastrolobium bilobum, 729 nucleotides. RefSeq names its product thaumatin-like protein. The coding region runs from base 1 to 729 and encodes 242 amino acids. Gene Ontology annotation, cellular component: extracellular region. The transcript has 2 exons. Gene Ontology annotation, biological process: defense response. The record is from RefSeq and is a predicted model, not a curated record. Lineage: Eukaryota; Viridiplantae; Streptophyta; Magnoliopsida; Fabales; Fabaceae.
AUGCAUCACUUCAUUUUCUUCUGCAUUCUCAUCUCCAUCUCCUUCACAGAUGGGACAAGACUCAUAAUGGUAAACAACUGCAAAGAGAGUGUAUGGCCUGGAAUUCUUGGCAAUGCAGGACACCCUUCUCUUAAAGAUGGUGGAUUUCACCUUGGAAGUGGUGAAGAGGUUGUUCUCCAAGUCCCUAAGUGUUGGUCAGGGAGAAUCUGGGGUAGACAAGGUUGUUUCUUCGAUGAACACACAGGGAAAGGUUCUUGUCAAACUGGGGAUUGUGCUGGCCUUUUACAAUGCAGGGGAAUUGGAGGAGUCCCUCCUGCUACCCUUGUUGAAAUGACCCUUGGAACCUCAAAUUCACCAUUGCAUUUCUAUGAUGUUAGUUUGGUUGAUGGGUUUAACCUUCCCUUGUCCAUGAAGCCUUCGGGUGGUGGUGUUAUAGGUUGUGGUGUUGCAGCAUGUGAGGGUAACUUGAAUGUUUAUUGCCCUUCUGCACUUGUUGUGCAUCAUUAUGGGAAGGUGGUAGGUUGCAAGAGUGCUUGUUUGGCUACAAGAUCAGAUAGGUAUUGCUGCACUGGGGACUAUGCUGACCCUACAAAUUGCAAGCCAACAGUGUUUGCUCGUCUUUUCAAGACUAUAUGCCCUCAGGCUUAUAGCUAUGCUUAUGAUGAUUCAGCAGGACUUAAGACUUGUAAUGCAUCUCAGUAUGUCCUUACAUUUUGCCCUCCACACUGA